Messenger RNA from Trypanosoma cruzi, 432 nucleotides. RefSeq lists its product as uncharacterized. The record is from RefSeq and is a predicted model, not a curated record. Lineage: Eukaryota; Euglenozoa; Kinetoplastea; Trypanosomatida; Trypanosomatidae. The coding region runs from base 1 to 432 and encodes 143 amino acids. The transcript has a single exon.
AUGAAUGGAUGCCGUCACGACGCACUCACAAUCAACAUGGCCCGUGAGCAUGCGGCCACUCCACGCAGGAACACAGCAGGAAAGGGUGAGAGGGGAAAAGCAAGAAGCAGCACAACACACACGGAAGAAACAAAUUGCGGGAAAAGCAUCGCCCUGGCCGGCAACUCCACACCAGCCCUCACACACACAUACCAUCACAGUGCUGCCAGUCCGCGGGUGAGAAGAUUCGGCCCUCCACAGAACAAACGCACACAACGCCAGCAAUCAAACACCAAUGGACAAGAACGAGGAGGAACGACACACCGCCAUCACCUCCAGUUCAAUCCCACGGACAACGGGAUACAGCCACAGCCCCGCAGCCAACACAAUGCACACGGAGCGAGCAAUCACCCAAAGAGCCACACGCAGAAGCGGAUCCUCAUCCAUCCAUGA